AUGGCCAUCUCCAAACUACCCGCAAUCCUUAACAGUUCUUUUCGCCCCCCAGCAGGCACCUCGUGGACCGCCGGAGACGACGUGAGCGAAUUCUACCGCAGCUGGGGCUUCACCACCUACCGCACCGCCUAUGGCCCGGCCACCGACGCGCAGUGGCGUACCCUCCUCGACAAGAUCCGGGCCCAGGUCGUUUCCGAGAUAGACUGCUACGUCGAGGCCGGAGAGGAGGACGUCGCCGCACAGCUCAAGUCCCUCUUCGUCCUCGACGCCCGCUCCGACGCCGCCCUGCUCGCGGACAAGACCAUGGACGAGGUGCGCGAGAUUUACAAGCAGGCGGCGGUGGCCAGUCGCAGCUCCGGCGACGACGAUGACAACGAUAACAGCCAGUCGCUGCCCCUCAUGCGCGACAACCCCAACCAGCGCGCGUUCCUCCUUGCUGACGCCGAGGUGCUAGAGCGCGUCGACCGGGACCCCUACUUCUGGGUCAAGUGCGUCGAAGCUGAUUUCACCGAGGGAGAUUUGGCCGAGGCGGACAGCGCCCCGGCAGCCCGGGGGAGGUGUAGAGCAGCAGUCUGGUCGUGGUCUGGCUGGAUGAAGAUGACGACCCGCAGCGUGGUCGAUUUAUGUGCCGAGAUUCCGGUGCGCGAUCUGACUAGCAUCGCGCCUGGUGCGUGGGGCGCGGACGAGAUGCCUGUGUACAACGGCGAGCUGGCCGGGUCGUCGCUGACGAGCAAGAUGUCGAGCGGCAAAUGA
This is a messenger RNA of Colletotrichum destructivum, 753 nucleotides long. RefSeq lists its product as uncharacterized. NCBI's taxonomy places the organism in Eukaryota, Fungi, Ascomycota, Sordariomycetes, Glomerellales, Glomerellaceae. The transcript has a single exon. The record is from RefSeq and is a predicted model, not a curated record. Bases 1 to 753 code for a protein of 250 amino acids.